AUGAGGAUGCUCUCCCAUUUCCACCUGCGCUGCUCUCUGCUGGCUUUUGUCAUUUACGGGUUCAUUUUCCAAGCUCAGGAGCUGCAGUCAGCACGACUCAACGUGACGGGACCCCCUGGCCCCAUCACUGUGGCCAUGGGCAAGGACGUGGUCUUGCCGUGCCGCUUCUCCCUGGAGCAGCGCGUGUGGGAGGACACCGAGGUGGUCUGGUUUCGGGAGCAAUUCUUGCCUUUCGUGCAUCGCUACAAGGGGGGCCAGGACCAGUACGGGGAGCAGAUGCUCCACUACCAAGGGCGCACAGAGCUGCUGAAGAAUGGCCUCGCCAAUGGCACCGUGGACUUGAAAAUUUUCCGCGUCCACCUGUCUGACAGAGGGAAUUACACCUGCUUCGUGCAGCAUGGCUCGCACUACGAGGAGGCCGUGGUGGAGCUGGUGGUGACAGCCAGCGGCUCUGCCCCGCUCAUCACGCUGGAGCGCUACCAGGACGGGGGGAUCCGGGUGUGCUGCCGCUCGGCCGGUUGGUACCCGCAGCCCCAGGUGCUGUGGGAAGACCCCCACGGGCGGCAUCUUCCCGCCUUCGCGGAAAGCAUCACCCAGGACGAGAGCGGCCUCUUCACAGCUGAAAGCAGCAUCAUCCUCACCAGAGGUGUGAACCAAGGGCUCUCCUGCUCCGUCCAAGGACAGGGAGCGGCGUUUUUCGUGUCAGAUCCCUUUUUCCAUAACGCACAUCCUUGGAUAACCGCCCUGGGCGCAGUCCUGGUCGCUGUGGUUGCUCUCGUUAUUGUUGCCGUUUAUCUCUUUAGAAUUAAAGGCAAGCAGGAGAAAAAAAUAGCGAUGCAGGAGGCAGCACUCAGAGACCGCGAUGCAGAGAUUGAAAAGCAAGCUGAAGAACUUGCAUGGAGAAGAUACGCCGCGCCCAUAGAAGAAGCGAAGGUGGUUCUGGACCCAGACACAGCCCACCGUGACCUCGUCCUGUCCGACGACUGCAAAAGCGUCAAACGAGAAGACACGCUGCAGGACAUCCCCGACAUCCCUCAGAGGUUUAACCCAUGGCGCUGCGUGCUGGGCUGUGAAGGUUUCACCUCAGGGAGAUACUACUGGGAGGUGGAGGUGGUGGAUGGAGGAGGGUGGACGGUGGGCGUCUCUAGAGAAGAUGUGAAAAGGAAGGGGGAAAUCGAGUUUAAACCGGAGGAGGGCAUCUGGGCAGUGGGGCAGUGGGCAGGGCACUUCCAGGCACUCACAUUCCCCACUCGGACUCUCCUUCCUGAAAUCCAGGCUCCCAAGCGGAUCCGGGUCUCUCUGGAUUAUGAAGAGGGACGGGUGGCAUUUUUCAGUGUUGAUGAGGAGAUUCCCAUCUUCACGUUUCCAUUGACGUCAUUUGAGGGGACAAGAGUCCACCCUUGGGUCUGGCUGGGUCCUGGGACGUGGCUCAAGAUGUGUCCCUGA
Molecule: messenger RNA, 1446 nt
Organism: Mesitornis unicolor (brown roatelo)
Lineage: Eukaryota; Metazoa; Chordata; Aves; Mesitornithiformes; Mesitornithidae
Product: butyrophilin subfamily 1 member A1-like
Exons: 10
Coding region: 1-1446 (481 amino acids)
Molecular function (GO): protein binding
Source: RefSeq, a predicted model, not a curated record